Messenger RNA from Volvox carteri f. nagariensis, 1566 nucleotides. RefSeq lists its product as uncharacterized. Gene Ontology annotation, molecular function: metallopeptidase activity. The record is from RefSeq and is a predicted model, not a curated record. Lineage: Eukaryota; Viridiplantae; Chlorophyta; Chlorophyceae; Chlamydomonadales; Volvocaceae. The coding region runs from base 1 to 1566 and encodes 521 amino acids. The transcript is spliced from 5 exons.
AUGGUUUUGCAAACAACGGCCGCCGACGUCGGCAAACGCACAAUCACAGCGGCAGCAGCUCUUCGCCCACAAUUGACACACUGGCUGCUGAUCCUGAUGCCGAUGCUGCUCAUGUUGCUCGGUUCGAACUGCCAAAUGGUGCAAAGGAACGUGCCGGGACAGGCGACAGGCACCAUCACUUUGCUGGACUUGCCAGGAAAUGCGACGGCAGCAGGUCAUCAUCCGCAACCAGUGUACUACCUUCAAGAGCGGCAGGCCAGCGGCGUUUUCGUGUUCUACCGGCUAGCUUUCUGCGCCAAAAUGUCGACGGAUGACAUCCCGACUGGAGUUCCGUUGGUAGUUGCGUACGACAACAUCACGGACGGCGUCAUGUACUCUUGCACAGCUCCUAUCAAUUCCUCGACACUCGAACCCUCAACGGAACUGGAAAGUCGGCACAGGCGCGUGCUGCUGGGCGAGUCCAUCACCACUCCCCGGGCACCCCGCAUUUUGGUGUACGUCACCACCUGCUGCGGCUACGCGGGGGGUCCCUCCACUAUGCCUGAGGACUACCAUCACAGAAUUAUGCUCCUGCCCAAGAGCUUUUCGAUGAAGGUGCCGGGUCUUGCCACACUCGGCCGGUAUCUUAACGCGUCAACUGCCAUCAACAAGUGGGGCAGCGCAUUGGUCUGGUGGAAUGGGGACUAUGCUACUGAUCUGGAGCUGCUGCUGCAUGAGAUCGGUCACAACUACGGCAUGGCGCACGCCAAUGUCCCGGGUGGCUGCGAGCUAAGGGACCAAUGUGACCACACGUGCACCAUGGGGGCCGUUGGCGGCCAGGCCAUUCGCUGCCUGAAUGCGCCCCAUAACUGGCAGGUUGGCUGGGGCAGGCCCUUCCUACGGCUCGGCAAUUCGGAGCUGUCUGUUGGCAGAGCUGUUGCCACCCGCAUCCCGCCCCAGCUGAAUACAACAGACAGCUCCGUCAUGAUUACGGGAAGUGGCAUGCACCCCAACAUGAAGAUCUUCAUCUCAGCGCGUCUCAACGUCUACCCCUACGACUUGCCCUGGAACUUCUGGGAAGACAGCAGGCGCUUGCUCCUCAUCCACACAUACGAUGGCACGGACAAGACGCCUAGCGCGCCAACGGUCUUGGCAGCCGAGAUAGGAGUCGGGGAAACUUGGCGUGACCCCGCCAGCCGCCUUGUGGUGCGGUUUGAUUCCUGGAGCAAUCUUACGGGUGCUGCGGUGCGAAUCUGUCGCCGUGUUUUCGAAACCGAGGUUAACUGCCGCAACGGUCUGGAUGACGACUGCGAUUUCUUGCUGGACGAUGAGGACCCAGAUUGCGACGUCAGCUACGCCAGCAUGAGGGACCCCAGCAUGCGGGCUCCGCCGAUGCUGUCACCGCGGCCAAGGCAGUCGUCACCGAAGCCAUCACCGCUGCCGCCAACACCGAACCCGCCCCCCCCACCGCUUCCAUCUAAACCGCCACCGCCUGCGCCCCGACGCGCCAUCAGCCCUAGGACAGCGCCACCUCCGCCGCGAUCACCUCCUGUGGCUUCGGGCACACCGAAUCCAUCGCAACCGUAG